AUGCAUAAAAGGACAAAGAUCGGUUGCAAAAAACUGAUUCAAGAAGCUAUUAACAACUGUCCUGUUCCUACUAUUCAGAAUUAUAUUAGAAGGAAUUACAUGAGAAAUACACAACAAUGGGCAUUGUGGGCGUGCCAACAUUUCCCUUUGCUUUUGCAAGUCACCUCCACAAAUCCGUUAGAAUCUUACCACAGUGAAUUGAAAAGGAAAACAUCAUCCUUACAUGGUUUAAUUGGUGCCAUCCAUAAUAUCGUUGCCAUUGAUUGUAAAAAACAAUCCGAUUCCAAAAGUGCCACCUUUGACUUUCAUGUUAAAAAAGUAUCAGCUUAUGGUGUAGAAAAGGAUAUUAUCAAGGAGAUUCACAAAUUCCCCUUACCAUUUCAACAUUUACUUAUUAAAGAGGCCUGUGCCAUAAUGGAUAGAUUGGAGAAAGGUAAAGGUGCACCGGGUUUGACUUCACUUGAUUGUCACUGUUUGUUUUACAAUCAAUACUUGUUACCGUGCAAACAUAUUUUUCACGAACAUAUGUAUGGAGACGUGAAAUUAUUAACUACUGAUGUAUGGAGAAUGUUUCAGAAAAUAUUUGAGGAGAGCGGGUUUGAAGUAUAUGAAUAUCGUGAAUUAGUGAUAGAGUUUGUACAAACAGAACAACAAAAAAAAGCCAAAAGUCGGAAACUUACUGUGUUCGAAUUGACUGAAAGAGUCUGCGAUAGAUACUGGAGUGUUGAAGAGGGGGUAUUAAAUGCUGAGAGAACAGAGGCUUUUAUUUCUACAUUAGAAGUCUCUUUAAAUCCUAUUAUCAUACAAUUUAAAUAA
Molecule: messenger RNA, 816 nt
Organism: Rhizophagus irregularis DAOM 181602=DAOM 197198
Lineage: Eukaryota; Fungi; Glomeromycota; Glomeromycetes; Glomerales; Glomeraceae
Source: RefSeq, a predicted model, not a curated record